AGCAGGGCAUCGAGCUCAGUGCCCUCCUGGAGAAAGUAAAAGCGCACAUGCUGUAUUUUUUGUUCUUAUUGCGCACAUACAAACACCAUGGAGAUUUCUGGACUGUGGAUUUUUUUCAAUGUGCGAAUUUUUCUUCUUUGGCAACUCUGUGUAUGUGUAAACGCAUUUAAUUUGGACACAAUAAACGUGUUGAGGAAGAACGGGGACCGCGGUAGCCUUUUUGGUUUUUCUCUUGCAUUGCACCGGCAGCUGCAACCAGUGGAUAAGAGAAUACUUCUGAUUGGAGCUCCCAGGGCUAAAGCUUUAUCCAAUCAAGGAGCAAACAUCACAGGGGGUUUGUACCACUGCGACAUCACCACUUAUACAGAUGACUGUAAUCGGAUUGAAUUCGACAAUGAUGCUGAUAUGCGUGUGGAGAGUAAAGAGAAUCAGUGGAUGGGGGUAACUGUGCAGAGUCAGGGCCCAGGGGGAAAGAUUGUGACCUGCGCUCACCGGUACCAGCGACGGCUGUUUGUGAACACACCACAAGAAUCACGGGAUAUUACUGGCCGCUGCUACGUACUCAGUCAGGAUUUCAGUAUUGAUGGCCAGUCAGAUGAAGAUGGUGGCAACUGGAAAUUCUGUGAAGGGCGUGCCAGGGGUCAUGAAAGGUUUGGUGCCUGUCAGCAAGGUCUGGCGGCAACUUUCACCAAAGACUACCAUUACCUCAUCUUUGGAGCCCCAGGAGCUUACAAUUGGAAAGGAAUAGUGCGAGUAGAGCAAAAAAACAACACUCUCCUGGAAAUGGGCUUUUAUGAUGACGGCCCAUAUGAGGUUGGGGACGAAAGCCGUUUAAAUCCAGAACUGGUGCCUGUACCUGCUAACAGUUACUUAGGUUUUUCUCUGGAUUCUGGCCAUAGCAUUACUGAGAAGGGCACACUAAUUGUUGUGUCUGGGGCUCCGAGAGCCAAUCACAGUGGAGCAGUGGUGCUGCUGAGGAAAGAGGGUGAGGUGUCUACCAUGCUAUCAGCUGAGUAUGUGCUAGAAGGACCUGGACUUGCCUCUUCAUUUGGAUACGACGUUGCAGUUGUGGAUCUCAAUGGAGAUGGAUGGCAAGACAUUGUAGUGGGAGCUCCUCAGUUCUUCCAGAGAGAUGGUGAGGUGGGGGGAGCAGUGUAUGUCUACAUUAACAAGGCUGGAAAGUGGAGCGACAUCAUUCCUACCCGCCUCAAUGGAACUAAAGACUCAAUGUUUGGACUGGCGGUGGAGAAUAUUGGAGACGUCAAUCUGGAUUCCUAUGAAGAUAUUGCAGUCGGUGCUCCUUAUGCAGAUGCAGGCUCUGGUAGAGUGUACAUCUAUCAUGGAUCAGCUUAUGGCAUUAACACCAAACCAGCUCAGAUUCUGGAAGGUAAACCUCAUGGCAUAAAAAUGUUUGGCUAUUCAUUGGCUGGCAAAAUGGACUUGGAUGAUAACUCCUACCCAGAUUUAGCCAUUGGAUCGCUGUCCGAUGCUGUGUUUGUGUACAGGGCCAGACCUGUCAUCAGCAUAAAGAAGGAAAUCAAGAUUACACCCAAGGAAAUUGACCUGACAAAGAAAACAUGUGAAAACAAUAUUUGCUUGAUUGUUGAAGUCUGCUUUACCUAUAAAGCAAAUCCUGUUACUUUCAACCCCAAACUGACCAUUUCCUACAUGCUCGAGACAGAGUCACAGCGCAGAAAGCAGGGGUUGCACUCUAGAGUGUCUUUCUUGAAUAAGAAGCCAAAUAAUCAAGACUUCCAGUAUACAGGCACAUUGGAUCUGAGAGGGCAGAAAAAAUCUUGUCACAAAGUCAAACUUCAACUGCAGGAGAACAUCAAAGAUAAGCUAAGAGCGAUCCCCAUCGAGAUGUCCUGCGGCAUUGAGAGUGCUAAGAGGGGGAAAGGUCUGACCUCACUUCCUGAACUUGUGCCUGUGCUCGACUCAAAGAUACAAACCAAGACCAUCACUGAGGUGAAUUUUCUGAAAGAGGGGUGUGGUUCUGACAACAUAUGUCAGAGUAACCUGCAGCUUCAAUACAGAUUCUGCUACAGAGAAGCUAACCAGGACAUAUUUCCUCCAUUACCAAUGAAGAAUGAUAUUGCAGUGGUCUCUCUGAGUGACCAAAAGGACAUUGCUCUGGAGGUUACAGUGAAAAAUAGGAACGGAGAUGAUGCUCAUGAAGCCAAACUAAUUGCAUGGUUUGGUGACUCGCUUUCAUAUUCUGGAUUCAGAUCUCAGAAAACUACAGACAAGCAUGUGAUCUGUGCAGCCAAUCAGAAUGGUUCACAAGUAGACUGUGAACUGGGGAACCCAUUCAAAAGAGAUUCUGAGGUUACUUUUUACAUUAUCCUGAGCACUGCCAGAAUCUCUCUCCAAACCACUGAGGUCGAGGUGGAUCUCCAGCUAGAGACAACAAGUAUGCAGGGGGCUUUAGAGAAAGUAAGGGCUAAAGCUAAAGUUGUGAUUGAACUGCUGCUAUCAGUGCAAGGGGUUGCCAAGCCCCCACAGGUGUAUUUUGGAGGACAUGUCAGAGGAGAAAGUGCCAUAAAAUCUGAGGAGGAAGUUGGCAGUUUGAUUGAAUAUGAAUUUAGGGUAAUGAAUUUAGGUAAGCCACUGAAAUCGUAUGGCACAGCCUUCAUCAAUAUCCAGUGGCCGAAAGAAAGUGCUGUGGGAAAAUGGCUCCUAUACCUGGUGAAGAUCACCUCAAAAGGGCUGGAGCAGAUCACCUGCUCACCAGAGAAAGAGAUCAAUCAAAAUGGCCUGACUGAGGUAUCCACAUUUUCCAGAAGGAAGCGUGAGGCAGAGUCAAGCUGGACCUCUGAAGGGAGCAAAAUAUCUUUCUCAGAUAAAAGAAAACAUAAAACUCUGUCAUGUGCUGGGGAUGUGAAAUGUGUGGACAUCAAGUGCCCUCUACAGGGAUUGGACAGUAGUGCGCACAUUGUACUGAAGUCUCGUCUUUGGAACACGACUUUCCUUGAAGAUUAUGCCUCAUAUAAUUAUCUCGACUUGAUAGUGAAAGCCUCAAUCAGUCUUGACGUUUCUGCUAAGAACAUUGUCCUGAAGAACCCUGAGACACAGGUGAGAUUGACCAUCUUCCCAGAGAAAACAGUGGCUCACUAUGGUGGAGUGCCAUGGUGGAUAAUUCUAGUUGCCGUUCUAGUGGGAAUACUAAUGCUUUCUUUGCUAGUGCUUCUACUCUGGAAGUGUGGAUUUUUCAAACGUUCCAAGUAUGAUGACAGCAUUCCUAAGUACCAUGCUGUGAGGAUCCGUAAGGAGACGCGCCACUUUACUGAUGAAAGCAUCAUGUUCGAUCCGUUUGAGAAGAAGCACUGGAUGACUGUAUGGAGUGAGAAUGAAAGUUACUCCUGAGACUUUGGCCUCAUGAAUGCAAGAGACUAUAGGACCUUUAAGAGUCCACUAAAUAUAAUGGAGCCUUGAUUCAGGACUUUGCACAGUCUGUGUUGGUACAAUGAAGAAACACAAAGCAAAAGACUCUUUACAUGCACUGGUUUGUAACACAUCAAUGGUGUCAAGUCUUAAAAAUAGUGUAAUAAAGGGAUAUUUUUUUUUAUGUUUGCAUACAGAAUUAGGGAACGGCAUUUAAAAAAAAUACCUAUUUGUAAAUUCUGGAUGAUUACUGGACUACUGUAACUGAUUUAAAUCUGUAAAUAUUUGACCUGUACUUGCAAAGUGCA
Molecule: messenger RNA, 3692 nt
Organism: Silurus meridionalis
Lineage: Eukaryota; Metazoa; Chordata; Actinopteri; Siluriformes; Siluridae
Gene: itga6a
Product: integrin, alpha 6a
Biological process (GO): integrin-mediated signaling pathway; cell-cell adhesion; cell-matrix adhesion
Cellular component (GO): integrin complex; external side of plasma membrane
Molecular function (GO): integrin binding
Source: RefSeq, a predicted model, not a curated record